This is a messenger RNA of Heterotrigona itama, 3894 nucleotides long. The record is from the annotation of a GenBank genome assembly. NCBI's taxonomy places the organism in Eukaryota, Metazoa, Arthropoda, Insecta, Hymenoptera, Apidae.
AUGACGAACGUGACUGUGACUCCGAAAGUUAUUCACUGAAUGACGCGGCGCUAGCUUGUUUUAGUCUCCAAUUCGCGCUUCCUUCCCCCCACUACAAUCACCUGUUGAAUAUGUAUGUGUGUGUGUACUUAUGUAUAUCUGAAUAUGACGCGAUCAGUAGGCAUAAUUGCAAAAGUAUGGACGAGGAUUUUGGUUCUAAUUCCAUUGCUUGAUUGAAAUUUUAUAUUAUUUUCUUUAUACGUAUGUAUUAUUAUUAUAAUAUUAUUACUUUUAUUUCAACUAAAUUCAUAUUUAUAUAAAUGUUAGUACAGCACAAUAGUAAUUUUGAAACUAUUAAUAUUUAAAAGAUAAUGUAUUUUAUAAUUAAACAUUUGCAGUAAUUGUAUGCGUUUUAACUUGGUAUUAUUUUAAUAUGUGGUUCCGCUACCUUUGUAAACUGACUUAUAAGUCAACAAAGAUUAAAAUUAGUUGAUAUUUUAGAAUAUAGGAGAACAAUAUAAUUAGUUGAUAUUUAAUUUCACCAAAGCAUACAUUUACAAAGCAAAAUUUAGUAUUGAGAUUAAUAUAUACUUUUGUUAUGUAUUGCAUAAUCUUGUAUGUACAGAAAUUGUACAAAGAAUAAAAAUUUGUUGCAUAACAUAGGAAGUAGACUGUUAUUAACAUUUAUAUUAUCUUGAUAUUUGUUAAGUAUUUAACAUCUUUACAUGCAUGUGUAUUAAUUAUAAUUUUGUAAUUUUAUUUAAAUGCUAUUGGAAGACUUGUAUUUAUUAAAUACUUUAGUUAAAAAUUUUACAUAUUAUCAAAACUAGCAAUUACCAAUGACAUAUUCACUGCGUGAACUUACAUUUAUGUUAAUACAAAUUAUGAUAAUUUUCAAUUUGUAUUGUAAAAAGCUGAAAAAUUAAUAAUUAAUAUACGUAAUAAGAUAUUUAAAUCACAUAGUAAUUUGAAUUUAUAAGCUAUAUGUAUAUACAUAUUAUAUAAAAAUAUUAAGUAGAGAAAACUUUUUCAAGUUGUGUAAUAAUAGUGUAAAAAUAUAUUUGUGUAAGUUAAAUUUAUUAUUCGUAACAAACAAUACCAAUUUCAAUAGAAAAGCUCUGAUCUGAUUUUCCAAUAUCUCUUAAAGCCACAUCUAUUACAGGCAAUCUUACAGGUUUAUCAGUUUGAUAUGAAAUUAUUGUCUUGCCCCAUUCCCCGUUGUAUAUCUAUAAAAAAUAUUGACGUGAAUGCUAUGGUAUGUUGAAAAUUUUUCAAGGUUAACAAAUUCUCAUCUGAAUAAUACUUACUUUACAUUCAUCAAUUAUCAUGUCAUAUCUUAACCGUUGAUUUCCACGUGGCGUUAACUCCACAUCAUUCCAGGUUAAGAAUUUCAUACCUUUUCUGUAUGUCUUUUGUUCAGAAUCAAAAUAGCCUAUGCUAUUUUUACAGUGAUAUGUUAUAUUUUGGUUUGCACGUGUCGAUAGAAGUUGUAAGAAACCAAUUUGAUUACUGUCUGCUUUAUACAUAAUCUGUAUAUUAUGGAUAUUAAAAAUAUAGGACAGUAAGUUCCACAUUGAAUAUAUGUAUGUAAUAACAAUAAAAUAUAUGUAUGUAAUAACAAUAAAAAACGUUACCUUCAUUCCAUCUUCUAUUUCGCUUAACCAAGUUUCUGGUCGAUCAGUAAUAUACUUGAUUUCUGGGGAACGUACUGGACUUGGUAAUAAACAUGUUGCACGUUUCUUAGCAUCACAAUACACUAAAAUUGCAUCUCUUGCAUCACCUUCAUUGGGAUCCACCCAAUAUUCUCCUAUAAUAAAAAAGUAUUUUUAAUACAUGAAUCUAUACCAAAACAAUAAAUUACCGUACGAUCGUGUUAAAUACAUUAUUUUUCAACUUGUGAACUGACCAGAUAGUUUAUCCGGAUAAGCAGUAUAAAGAUCUCUACAAGUUUUGGCCGGUGAAUUUUUUUCACCAUCUGGCCUUAUAAAUUUCUGAAAUGAUGAUUUCAAUUGUUUAUAUGCCUUCGAAAUGAGUUCCUUCCUUUCUUCUUCUGUCAUGUCCUGACUAAAAGUUCUAGGUGGUUCGUCACCAAUUAAUGGAUCUGGUCCCUUAGUUUGACCUUGUCCUAUUCAUAUGACAAUACAAUUGAUUCUAUUGUGUUGAACAAUAUUUCACAAUUUUACUUCUACAUUUACUCAGAAAAUAAGUAAAUAUAAAAGUAAUCGAGAAAAUGAUAAUAAUCACCUAAAAAGGCAGCUAAAGAAGCAGCAUCAUAUCCUAAACCAAGUUCACCAGGUGGACCUGGAGGUCCUGGAGGACCAGGAGGACCAGGUGGUCCAUGACGACCUUCUUCACCUGGAGGACCUUUUGGUCCUGGAUUGCCAGUUAGUCCAAUUAUUCCAGGAUUACCAUCUCGUCCAGGACUACCUCUAGAUCCAGGUUCGCCAUCUUUACCAGGUAAUCCAGGAAGUCCUGGUAUUCCUUUCUCUCCUGGCAGCCCAAUAGGCCCAGGUAGACCUGGUAAACCAUUAAAUCCUCUAUGACCUUUCACACCUUUUUCUCCUUCUUCUCCACGAUCACCUUUAGGACCUUCUAACCCUAUCGGUCCUGGUUUUCCUCUAGGUCCCUAAUUAUAGAAAUAGUAUUAUUUUAUUUUUUUAUUUCAGUUAUUUAAAAAUAAUUAAACUAACUUGUUGCCCUUCUACGCCUAGUGGUCCUGUUUCGCCUUUCGGUCCUCUUUCUCCAGCUGGUCCUGGAGGACCUGCUUGACCAUGUGACCCCUAAUUAUCAAAGCAUUUAUACUUAUAUAAUUGUUUCACAUUAUUACUUUAUAUUUAAUUUACUUUAUAUUUAACUUUCAUUGCAUAUUUGGUUAAUUAUUAAGAUCUAUAAAAAAUAUAAUUGUCAUAUCUUACAGGUAAACCAGGAGGACCGGGCAAUCCUGUCUGUCCUACCGCUCCCGGUGGUCCUUUAUCUCCAGGACGACCUGCUAUUCCAGGUGGUCCAGGUUUACCAGUUGGACCUUCUGCUCCAAUUUCUCCUGGUGGUCCAGGUGGUCCAAUUUGUCCAAUUUGUCCAGGAGGUCCAGGUAAACCUUCCGUUCCAGGUUUCCCAGGUGAACCUGGACUUCCAGUAGGUCCAGGACUCCCAGGUCGUCCUGCUUCUCCAAUAUUACCUUUACUACCUGGUAAUCCAGGUGAACCUGGUGGUCCUGGUGCACCUGUAAUAUUUCCUAAUAAUAGAAUUAAACGUACUGUUGCACCAACGAUUCCCGGUACCCCUGGUGGUCCCAUAAUACCAGGCUCUCCUCUAAUACCUGGUUCACCUCGUACUCCUUUAGCUCCCGUCAAACCAAUUAGACCCUGUGGCCCACCUUGCAAUCCUUGUAAUCCUUGGGGUCCUCUCUCUCCUGGGUUACCAGAAGCACCCACUUCUCCUGGAGGUCCAGGUAAUCCAGGAUCGCCUCGUUCCGCUGGUUCGCCUGGUCCCAUGGGACCAUCAAAUCCUGGAAGACCUGGUGCACCUGAUGCUCCGCGCUCUCCAGUAGGGCCAGGGACACCAAUUGGACCGCGCAUUCCUCUUUUUCCUCGUUUACCUUCGUUUCCAGGAGGUCCAGGCAAACCACGUGGUCCUGGUGUUCCUGUAUCACCUUUACCUCCACUGUCACCUUUAAAUCCUCUUUCACCAGGAAGUCCCUUACUUACCACCGGACCUAUAGGUCCCAUCGGGCCAGGUGUACCCAUGGAUCCUUUCUCGCCAGAUACACCUUGUUCUCCUUUCGCGCCAUCCAAUCCUGGGAAACCUCGAUGUCCUUUCACACCAGGAAGACCAGGCAUUCCUGGCAGGCCUCUAGCACCGGCUGGACCAACCGAUCCUGCAGGACCAGGUUCUCCGUCUUCACCGGUGUUACCCUAA